AUGACGGGCACGAUGAAAGAAUGGUAUCACAAUCUUGGAGCUUUCAAACAAGAUGAGUUACAUCGUCUAGAAACUACAGCUAGUGUUCUUGGGGUUCUUCACCGAGAAUUUAUCGGUGAUAUGGAAAUAUUUGAUAGGAAAAACAUACAAGAAUUCUUUGAGAUGAAGUGUUAUUCUCUCAAAACCAAAGACCUCGACAAACACUACCAUAGGAUGGCACAUAGGUAUUAUGUCCUUAAUGGGUACAAUGACCCUAGUCUCAAGAAUACCUAUGUAUCAUCUCUACCACAAGAACUUCAACCAAAAAUUCAUAGAAUGUUAGCCACAGCUCAAAAGGAUAUUAAAACCAUGAGUCUUGGCCAGAUUCACCAGGUGACAUUAGAAGCACUUGAAAAGCUCUGCAAUUUUCAUCAUCAAUUUUCUGAAGUUAUAGAACAGAAGUCAAAGUUCACCCAAGCAUGUAAGAAACCCUACCUGGAGAUUAAGUGUAAAGACAAAAGGUGUAGCUGUCCAACAAAAAAGAAACAUAAAAAAUACACCAAAUAUCACAAGACCUUUAAGGGAAAGAAAAGAAAUAAUAUGAAGUUCUUUAGAAGAAAGCAUUUCAGAGGAAAGGGAAAAACCAGAGAUGCUUUAUUUGUAAAAAAAAAAGGCAUUUCUCAAAGAAUGCCCUAA
Lathyrus sativus (Indian pea) is the source of this 675-nucleotide messenger RNA. The record is from the annotation of a GenBank genome assembly. Lineage: Eukaryota; Viridiplantae; Streptophyta; Magnoliopsida; Fabales; Fabaceae.